Protopterus annectens (West African lungfish) is the source of this 2840-nucleotide messenger RNA. RefSeq names its product solute carrier family 16 member 4 (gene SLC16A4). Gene Ontology annotation, molecular function: monocarboxylic acid transmembrane transporter activity. Gene Ontology annotation, biological process: monocarboxylic acid transport; transmembrane transport. The transcript has 10 exons. NCBI's taxonomy places the organism in Eukaryota, Metazoa, Chordata, Ceratodontiformes, Protopteridae. The record is from RefSeq and is a predicted model, not a curated record. Bases 621 to 2345 code for a protein of 574 amino acids.
AAGACUUGCACUGGAUAAAUAAGACAGCAUGAUUGCACUUCACAGGUAAAUGCCUGCUCCAGAUUCUCAAACAGAACUGCAUUACUAAUGAUCCAGAAGUAAUAUUGUGAUAUCAGUGAAGCCCAAACACAGAAAUUAGCAGGCUAGCAGAAGGCUGCAUUAUAUGAGAACAACAUCGCUGAAAAAUGGAGCUGCACCUCUGGGAGACAUCAGAAAGUGACUUACCCUAGUGCUGCAAAUAAAAUGAUUUUAGACUAGUUAAGCCUUUAGGUAUCCAGCUGUAAUCUUCGGCUUAUGCAAGUCUCGUGGAAAGAAACAAUCUUUUGCACGGCAUGAACACCAUUGCUUCAGAAGAGUACUGGCACUUCAAGAGAUGGCAACCCCUUUGAAGGUACAAGCUUGAAGUCUGAGCUGGUUUGACAAAGAAACCAAAAUUAUGGUCUACAUUCUUAGGGAUUCAUACCUGGGGAAAAUAGAGUCCAGUGUAUGUGGGUUGUAUUGGAAAAAAUUGACAUCUGUCAGGAGUUGUGUGAGCACCUGUCAUCCUUAACAUGAGUCAACUGUUCUAGCCCCCAGUGCCUCCACAGGUACAAUGACAUACAGACGUGUAGGUGGGUGACAUGGAGUGGCAGAAAGCGAAGAAGGAGAGGAAAGCAGCUACCAUGGCACGUCACUAUGUUGACCCCCCAGACGGAGGAUGGGGCUGGAUGAUUGUGGUCCAUUUCUUUCUGGUGAAUGUGCUGGUGAUGGGGACCUUGAAGACCUUUGGGCUGUUCUUUGUUGUAUUUCAAGAAAGAUUUGGCAGUUCAUCAGAGGAAACAAGCUGGAUUGGAUCUAUAAUGUCUUGCCUUCGACUAUCAGCAGGUCCUAUUGCCAACAUAAUUUGUACGAAGCUGGGACAUCGAAAGGCAUCCAUCCUUGGGGCAGUUCUGGUUAGUGCUGGAUUCUUCAUUAGCAUACUGUCAACAAGUAUUAUCUUCCUCUACCUCUCCUUAGGAGCCGUUGUCGGUAUUGGCUUUGCUGUACUGUAUCAAGCAGGAUCUGUUACUACUGCCAAAUACUUUAAGAAAAGAUUAUCAACAGCAUACUCUAUUGGACGGUCUGGGAUGGGCCUAACUUUUAUUCUCGCACCUUUUUCCCAGUUCCUCUUGGACACGUACAGCUGGCAAGGAGCUUUAUUGAUACUUGGAGGUAUAAUGCUAAACCUGGUGGCCUCAUCAAUGUUGCUAAGGCCUAUUUAUCUUAAAAACAGCUCGCCUUGUACCCUGCCUUCAUCACCACACACACAAACCCAAUCAGUAACCUGUAAGACAAUGACGGAGCUCUCAUCCUCUCAGUUUUCCAUAGAAAACGGAUUCCUGAAUCAAGGCACUCUAAGCAACAGUAAAUUAAAUGCCUUGCCAGAGUACCAGCCUGUUAGGGCACAGUGCCAUAUAACCAAUACAGACGUUCCAGAGGCAAAGGACAGCUGUAAAGUCAGUUCACCAGAUGAAGCAGUGCCGAAUGGGAAUACCUGGACUAGCACUAACAAUCAGGAUGGGAACCCACACUUCCAAAAGGAAAAGGACUGCAUGGAAAAAGAAGGCAAUACUCUGAUUUCAUCAAGUCAUAAACAAAACUCACAGCAAGUCCAGAAAGAAAAACUGUUGAACUUCUCCCCGUUAAGGAAUCCUCUUUUCUGCAUUUAUACCUGGUGCUUGGUUUUCAGCCAACUGGCCUACUUCAUUCCCUAUUUCCAUCUUUCUGCAAGAGCUCAGACCCUUGGCAUUAAACCUAUGGAAUCCUCUUUUAUCAUCUCCAUUGCAGGUAUAGUAGAAGCAAUCACCCAGUUGGCUGCAGGAUGGAUAUCUGACCAAAAUUACAUCAGCAGAUAUCACUACCAUAGGACUUACUUAAUCCUUUGUGGCAUUGCGAACCUGUUGUGUCCUUUGGCUACAACUUACUCUCUCCUGAUGAUCUAUGCAGUGUUCUUUGCUAUAUUCUGUGGUGGCUACAUGGUGCUCUUGUUACCUGUUCUGGUGGAUUUUAUGGGCAGUACAAGUAUCGGAAGUUCCUACAGUUUAUCUAUGUUUUUUGUUGGAAUUGGAUGUUUGGCUGGACCACCUGCUGCAGGAUGGCUGUAUGAUUACACACAAAACUAUGACUAUUCCUUCUACUUUGCUGGGGUCUGUUACCUUCUUUCAUCCUUUUCGCUGUUUUUAGUACCUCUAGUAAAGAGAAGAAAAAUAAAUAAAGAGAAAAAAGAAAAGACAAGAGAUGGUCAGACUGAGACAAACAUGGCAUUCAUCAGUGAACUGCAGAAUGGUCAUCAUCUACCUUUAAACACAGACACAAAGGAACCAUGAUGUCUGGUCCGAAAGAAACAGGUUCCUGGACUUAUUUGAAACAAUGUGAAACAUAGGCUUUGCUAUAUGUUAAAGGAAUCUGACCAUACGGAAUGGAAAGUCAAUUCCUACACAAGAAAAAAAAUAUGCAUGUCGAUGGGGGGGGGGGGGGGUCUUAUAAUUAUCUAUGUGGUUAUGUUGCUUUUUUAUAGAACUCAUAUUUUUAAAAAUGGAAUACAAAAAUAACUGGAUAUAUUUUGUUUUUGGCUAUUAAAUCUAUUCAUACAACUCUCAAACUCUAAACAAGGGAUACACUCUCAAAGUCAUUUGAACUCCUAAAUAAUACAAAACAGUAUUUUGUUAAGGACAAACGUAAUUUUUAUAUGCACACUGGGUCUUACAGAAACGUUCCAAGAAUGGUCAAAAGCUACAUGUGGGAAAAAACAUUUACAGAAGAGUGGGGAUUUGAAAGUGUUUUAAAGUGGACCAAAAUAAAUGUGAAGCUGGCAUACUUUA